UGGUCGUCGCGGCCACGCGCUCAUUUACGCGUUGUUAGUAAAUAACUGUUGACAAUUUAAUAUCAAUUGUGUGUGCUAGUUUGUGUUUUGUUGGAUUGCUCAACGUUCUAUAUGCAGCUAUGAAACCGAAGCAUUAAACAGUAUUGAAGUGAUUUGAACAAGUGACCUGUGAUCUAAGUGAAAUGUGUCGGAACAGCAGUGGAUUGAGAUAGUGAAGAUGUCAGUGGGGUGACUAUAGACAAUAGCCAUUCGGCUUUAGUGUUAGUUUAACGAAAACAUUCCACUGUUAAAAAUUUUAAACCAGGGCCCGGUGGACAAAAGCAAGGAUAACUGCAAAAUGACCAAGGGCCCUCGGAAAGUGAAACUAGUCAUUGUAGUCAACAAUAAGAAAGACCCUCCUACAUUCAAAACAUUAACGCCGACAUCGCGCACGCAGCUCAAGCAACAGUUGAUGCGAGAGCAUGCGCAGGAGCAACUACGUAGAGAAUCAUUACAGGCGCAGCAAGCAGGUCAAUCAAAGGAUGAUGGAGAGGAGAAGAAGAAGUCAAGCCCAACGGAAGUGCCGAGGAUCACGCCACACGUGGAAUUGCCGCCACAGGUGUUGCAGGUGCGGACAGUUCUGGAGAACCCCACCAGGUAUCACGUGAUCCAGAAACAGAAGAGUCAGGUGCGACAAUAUCUCAGUGAAUCGUUCACACCACAAGGACAGGUAUCUUCAAAUGGUCGAAGUGCCCCCAUCCAGUCCGCCCCAGAAAUGGGUAGACGAGCGAACUCUCCAGACAGAGCCUCAUCAAGUGGACUCAUGAGCCCUGGGAUGUGCUCUGGUGGUGGUAACUCUGAGGCAGACGAAUUCCUAGAAGACAUCUUAUCGUUAGAUGGCGGAGGUGGACCCCUCUCAUCAUCAGAGCCAGCCUCCACAGCCAGCUCUGUGGCUGGUGAUUGUGGCUUACUUUCUGACGCAGACAUGCACGCCUUGGCCAAGGAUAGACAAAAGAAGGAUAAUCAUAAUAUGAUCGAACGCCGCCGUCGAUUCAACAUCAACGACCGUAUCAAAGAGUUAGGGACACUUCUACCCAAAAAUAAUGACCCAUUCUACGAAGUGAUCAGGGACGUGAGACCGAAUAAGGGCACGAUACUAAAGAGCAGUGUGGAUUACAUUAAAUGCUUGCGGGAUGAAGUGAAUCGAUUGAAACAGAGCGAGCAAAGGCGGAAACAAAUUGAACUGCACAACCGGAAGUUAAUGUUGAGAAUACAGGAAUUAGAGAGAUUGGCGAAAAUGCACGGUCUGCCCAUCUCCAGCGAAGGCUGGUCGUCACCUCACGCUGAAGACUCUGGAGUCGAUACAGCGCAUUCGGAACCAUUCGCAUCACCUGCUAGAACACCUCUUCACAACAUAUCACAACAAAGCCUGAUCAGCCAGGGCUGGUCGUCACCCCACUCCACUGACUCCGGGGUCAAAUCGACCCCUGAACCUUAUGCUUCCCCACAAAGGGUUCAAGCGGAGAUAAUGGUCCCUAAAACGGAGCCAGCACCCCUCAUGGAGCUGAGCGAGCCCCCUCCAGACCUUUUACGGGACACGCCCGCCGAACCACUUUCCGCACUCGAUGCUUUGGAUGGUCUAAAGCUGGGCUCGUGCUCUCCACUAAGUCGAUCUGACGGUCUGUCGUUAGACUGUCUGGAACCUGAUCUAUGCCUCGAACCAGUGACGGACCACCUCUUUAACCACAAGGAUAUUAAGAUGCGUCUAUCACCGCCGCCGAGUUUGUUGAGCGGCGAAGAGAGCGAAGCUGUGUUGAAUCUUGCGCAAAUCGAAGAUCUUAUGGAUGACGACUCACACAAUCCAGUCACCACGGGCGACCCCAUGCUUUGUUCGUCUCCGACGUCUCAGCUUGGAUUAAGUGCGGCCGUGGCUGACGCAGCAGACCGUGCUAUGUUGCACAUAGACCUCUCGCACCAUCAUAACGAUUCUUCCCUCCUCGGCGAGUCUUCCCUGGUUGGGGUGGGAUUAGGAGAUAGCUCUCUCCCACUUCUUUUGGGGCAUCACCACGCGCCACACCAUUCUAACUCCCACGCCCAUCACUGCUUUGACAUGGAUCUAAGUGCGUAAACUGUAAGCGUGCCUUAAUGGCCUCAACGGAUAACGGCCUUUUAAAGGCGACGAAUGGCCUUUACUAAAACUUUUAUGACUGUGUAACGGCCUUUUGAAUGUGAAUUUUUUCAUAGAAAUCUAUUAUAUUUACGCUCAUUGUGAUUUUUGUGCCUUCAUACGAAAGAUUAAAAGUAUUUUCAACAUUCACAAAUGUAAUUUAAGACAAUAAAGAUUUAUCUUACUUAUAAAAACAUUUAAACGUUGCUUAUAAAGCACAUUUAGUGAGUUCACUACAACUAACUCCUUAUUCGUAAAAACUAAAUCAGUUCCAACAAUAUUGAUUUAAUUAUUAAAGCCAUCUGUCUUUUUUUAACGCACUACCAAUACUAUGUGAGAGAAAGAGAUGAAUAUAUGUUGAACUGAUUUAGCUUUCAUAAGGGAAGUUUAGGUAUUUUUAUAAGAGAUAUUUUAAAAUUUUGAAAUUUUAUCUCAGAUUUGUUAUUUUUGACAAUUUACAUAUUAAACAAAAUGUAGGGAUCAAAUCCCUUAUAAAAACUAUUGGGAUAAAAUUCCAUUUAUUGAUAACAGGUGCAAUAUUGAACUAUGUUUGGUCGUUAUAAAUAAUGCGAAUAUUAUUUUUGUAUGGAUAUUAUAUAUGUAUAUUUUUCUAUACUUUAUACAAUUUGUACAUAGUUUAAUGUGCUCAACGUAAAGGUGCCUUGAUCGAGGCGAUGAACAAGCUCUGAAGUUAUCACAAAGACGUUUUCUAUACUUUACAACUGUAAUGCCAUUGAAGAGUUACCAGCGUUAUUAUAGUUAAUUUUUAACUUGUUUGUACGGAUAUAUUACCGAGGGUAGAAGAAUUUUUUAAUCAAAAUAAUUUUCGUCUACCCUCACUACUAAUACACUUUGAUGAAUCAAAUACGUAAAAUCUCUUUCCAUUUUACUGAAGCCCGUAGUAAAUAACAUGUCUCAAGUCGCAAUCUAGUCCUGAGCACUGUCUAAACUGGUAUUCAAUACAUAAGAUUUGAUCCAAGUUUCAGAAUACCGAAAGAUAAUUCAAGGGCUUUUAUAUAUACUCUAAUUAUCUGUCAAUACACUAGAUUUCGACAGGACUGUACCAUCCGUCAAAUUUCAUAACGUUUCACAGAUACAAGUGCUACUACAUUUGCAGUUAAUGUUGUCUCUGCGUAGAAUAUUAAUUAGCAGAUUUAAAAAUUGAGAAAAAAACAUUAAUUGUAUGAAAAUAUUUUCAAAGGGAAAAAAAUUGUUGAAAAUGAGAAUUAUUUCCCAUAAACUUGUUUGAAUAUAUUCUGUGCUUGGAUAACUUUUAGUGUAUAUUUAAGUUAUUUGUAGUCUUUCAGCGCUAUUAGCGAAAUUUUAUAUUUUGACCGGAAGAGACAAAAAGUACAAAAUAAAGUUGAUUUUGGGUUGAUUUAUAUGUUGUAAGUACAGAAUUGUAAAAUUGAUUAAAAUAAUUUUUCAAUGAUAAAGCCGUUUUGACGUGUUUGAUAUUUGUUAAGACCUAGCAAGAGUGCAAAGACAAUUUUCAGUUAAAGACAGUUCUUAUAACACCUUUAAAAAUUAUAUAUACUGUCUUCGCGAUGAUUAAUCCCUUUAUAAAAACUUUACCAGUCCUAUUACACGUUUUUUAAGUAUUCGUCCUAUUAAAUUCUGUUUACGCUGAGUUGGAAGGCUAUCAUGACAAUAGUUAAAACAAUAAUCGUGAUCACCUGUCUCUUUCGAACGCCGGUUUAACACAAUUUGACAGAAAGAGACAGAGUACUUUAGAGUGCGAUAAGAAUUAUUAGGAUUUAUGAAUAAUGUCGCGAAAUAGCUUCAAUUCCAAGUUACCAAAAGACCUUUGCGAGACACUCACUUAGAGCUUUGAGUCCUUAGACCCAGUUUAAAUCGCCUAUUUAAAGUCACCAAUCCCCGAAGUAUCACACUGACGCAUUUCGCUAGCUUCGCAAAGCCAGACUUUACGACAGUCGUACUAAAGCUGUUCUAAUUAGCACGUAACCUCGUUCAAUUAGAACAUUUAUAUCAGGUCACGCUUGGCCAAAAGCAAUAAUAGCUUAAAGAAAAUAUGGUGCUCUGUUGACGCAUUUGUCUUAUAAAAAUAUUGUUAGUAAAUUGUGAUACAUAUAUUUCUAGAUAAAUAUUUAUCGUCGAUCUUUUAGUUGAUAACACUGCUACGUUGUUGUUAAGUAUUAAUUUAUUUGUUGGAACACUAGUUAAGACCUACACGUUUGUUAAGUUUCUACGUUUUCGAAAAAUUUAUUAGUCAAGACGUCAUACCACCGGGCUGUCAACUUCACUGUCACGUUUCAAAGUUUGACAUUGACAGGUCUUGAAAUGAUUUAAUGUAUGAAUUAUGUGUCGCGUUUCACAGCUAGAUAAUGUAAAUAGUAUUAUCGAACAAAUAAUAAAAUUGUAUUGUUAGUGGUUGCAAUAAUUUAAUAGGAAAUUGUUUAUUGUUACGUCAAAGUGGAAAGAGUAUGUCCAGUAGGUAUUCCAAUUAAUUGGUUCCUGUUUAAAUGUCAUUACGACACCAAAAGCGCUUUUCUUUGUUUUAUUGUAAAAAUAUACAAUUAUUAUAUCUAUCCAAAUACUUAGCAAUGGUACCAACAUUACGAGAGAACAAUAACUGAUUUUAUAUUUUCUUAACCGGAACUCUUUCCAUUUCUAGUUAUUUUAUAUGCCUUUAUAGUAUUAUAUAGUCUUCCAAUAAAGUUUGGUAAUUGUAUGGAUAAGUCGUUUAAAAUAUUUUUUUCGAUGCGAAACGCACAAACUCAACGUAUGAAUGAAAUGUGAGAUUAAGUACAAAAAAUAAAUCAGGUUUUACCAAUACAA
Pieris brassicae (large cabbage white) is the source of this 4945-nucleotide messenger RNA. It is a transcript of the gene Mitf, whose product is annotated as transcription factor EB. Gene Ontology annotation, cellular component: nucleus. Gene Ontology annotation, biological process: regulation of transcription by RNA polymerase II. The record is from RefSeq and is a predicted model, not a curated record. The transcript is spliced from 15 exons. Lineage: Eukaryota; Metazoa; Arthropoda; Insecta; Lepidoptera; Pieridae. The coding region runs from base 338 to 2107 and encodes 589 amino acids. Gene Ontology annotation, molecular function: protein dimerization activity; RNA polymerase II cis-regulatory region sequence-specific DNA binding; DNA-binding transcription factor activity, RNA polymerase II-specific.